Messenger RNA from Plasmodium inui San Antonio 1, 1212 nucleotides. RefSeq lists its product as hypothetical. The transcript has 2 exons. NCBI's taxonomy places the organism in Eukaryota, Apicomplexa, Aconoidasida, Haemosporida, Plasmodiidae. The record is from RefSeq and is a predicted model, not a curated record. Bases 1 to 1212 code for a protein of 403 amino acids.
AUGGGUCUAAGUUUACAUCAGUACAUAAAGAGGAUCUGGGAUUUGAGCCCAUGCGACAAAGACUCAGACGAAAUCCCUUCAGGGGAUUUCAAGCUCUGUGACCUUAGACGGGGAGGGAGAAAGAGUAGCAUGAUUAUCCCAGGUGAAAGAGGUCCACCACCCAAAACUGGGAGCGUCAUGAAGAAGAGCGAUAUAAAGGUGAGAGCAGUUAUGGUCUGUCGAGCUAUGGAAGGAUGGAUGUCGAAUCUCACCUCACUGACCAAUCCAAGCUUAAGAUGGGAAGACAAGAACUGCAAGAUAACGGAUCUAGGACUCCCAAAUGGUCAGAGGAAGGAGUGGAAGUGUCCCCGGAACGAUCAUCUGGAAAAUUGGCAGGCCUUCGAUAGCAACACUCCUUUAUAUCUGCAACAAGAGAGGCAAUGUACAUUUCGGGCUUGUAUAGAUCUGAUGACUAUAUUCCUUAAUAUCUAUAGUGAGUAUAAUAGUUCAAAACUAAAGCAGGCGCAGAAGGACGGAACGAAAAUAUGUCAAGAGAUAAGUGACACUCUAAGAGCUUGGGGACAGGAGAAAGUAGCUGAGUGGAUAAUGGAAGAGUGGUUUAUAAAUCAGGUAGACGGAACCACUAAGCAGUACAUAAGAAUGAAAGAUGGACACCCCUUAAGUCAGGAACUAAGUAUCUUACUGAGCAACAUGGGAUUCCCUAUCGUAGGAGUACAGUGUAGUAAACAGACAACCGGACAGUCGCAAUAUCAGGACAGCUGCGUGUAUACGAAGCCAGGGGAUUGUGAAGUAAUGGGGGGGGAUGAAGAUGCCGAGUCAGGUAGCGGAGCCCAAGGUCUAAUAAGCCAGAAGAUUAUAGAAGAAGUGGAAGAAAACGAGAAGGAAAAAAAUUCCCAAGAGGAAAUAACCAGGCAGACACAAGUCUUUACGGAGAAGACCCAGAAGGAAGCCAAGGCAAUCAAGGAGGAGUUAGGAAAUAGUGAGAGAUUCCUUAAUGUAUUUCUGCCUGUCUUGGGAACAAUAUUACCUAUUCUGGGCCUUGGCAUUUUCCUAUACAGGAGAAGGCGAACUAAAAACAGAAUUACCAACUCCCAAAAAGGAGGAGUCUCUACAGACAAGAGGCAAGCAGUCGCGGCCCGAUCCAAGAGGGGAGUAAUUACGUAUAGAGCAAAUCGUAUCGCAACAGACAACGAAUCAGAAAACACCGGCUAA